CUUGGUCUAAUCCAGCGCCAUGGCCUCGCGGUACGACCGAGCGAUCACUGUCUUCUCGCCCGACGGACACCUUUUCCAAGUGGAAUAUGCGCAGGAAGCGGUGAAGAAAGGCUCCACGGCGGUUGGAAUUCGAGGUACCAAUAUAGUUGUACUCGGAGUAGAAAAAAAAUCUGUUGCCAAGCUUCAAGAUGAAAGAACUGUGAGGAAAAUCUGUGCCCUUGAUGACCAUGUCUGCAUGGCUUUUGCAGGACUCACAGCUGACGCGAGAGUAGUAAUCAACAGAGCCCGCGUGGAGUGCCAGAGUCAUAAGCUUACAGUGGAGGACCCAGUCACUGUGGAAUACAUAACUCGCUUCAUAGCAACUCUAAAGCAGAAAUAUACUCAGAGCAAUGGACGAAGACCUUUUGGUAUUUCUGCCUUAAUUGUAGGUUUUGAUGAUGAUGGUAUCCCACGCUUAUAUCAGACAGAUCCCUCUGGUACCUAUCAUGCUUGGAAGGCAAAUGCAAUAGGCAGAAGUGCUAAAACUGUUAGAGAAUUUCUAGAAAAGAAUUAUACAGAAGAUGCUAUGGCAAAUGACAAUGAAGCUAUCAAACUAGCAAUAAAGGCUUUGCUAGAAGUUGUCCAAUCUGGUGGGAAAAACAUUGAACUUGCUAUAAUAAGAAGAAACCAACCUUUGAAGAUGUUUAGUGCCAAAGAAAUUGAAUUAAAGGUAACUGAAAUAGAAAAGGAAAAAGAAGAAGCAGAAAAGAAGAAGUCAAAGAAGAAUGUCUGAUUCUUAGGAUGAACAGAGAUUCUUUACUGUUUUGUGAUACUAUUCAGAAUUAUUUAGUGACAUUUAAAAAAGGCUAAGUUAAUUUACAGCAUUGAAUUUGGUAGUUAUGUGGUAUCUUGAGACUGAAAUAUUUAUAGCUGUGAUAAACCCAUUGCAUAAACAAACACAUAUUAAUAAGAUUUUCUUUGAAAGGAGAGUAAAAAUAUUUUAAUUUUAAAAACAAGUAAUUUAAUAAAAUUCAAAUGUUGAAUUUUAGUCAGAGAUUUCUGUGUACAUUUUUCCCUGUAAGUUGUACUAUAUAAUUUUACUCAUUGAAGGCCUAAUUCAAAUAGGCAAUAAAAGUGUGAUAAGAAUUUAUAAAGGCAUUUGAACAGGGUGUUCUCUGAACAGGAGAGAAAUGACUACAUGUAUCAGUUUAAAUGUCUAUUUUUUCUUAAGUAUGUUCAGUACAUUAGGCUUGUUCACUACACUUUCCAUGUGUGCUUGCUAUGUUCUUACUAUCUAUGUUCUUGGUGAUUCCUGCUCACAGAGAAGAAAGCAUGUGUUUAAUGCCUGUAAGGAGGUUACAUUUUGGAAAAUAA
Echinops telfairi (small Madagascar hedgehog) is the source of this 1353-nucleotide messenger RNA. It is a transcript of the gene PSMA8, whose product is annotated as proteasome 20S subunit alpha 8. Lineage: Eukaryota; Metazoa; Chordata; Mammalia; Afrosoricida; Tenrecidae. Gene Ontology annotation, biological process: ubiquitin-dependent protein catabolic process. The transcript has 7 exons. The record is from RefSeq and is a predicted model, not a curated record. Gene Ontology annotation, cellular component: proteasome core complex, alpha-subunit complex; nucleus; proteasome core complex. The coding region runs from base 20 to 772 and encodes 250 amino acids.